CACCGCCACGAAAUCAAGCACCUUUUAGUAGGAGUGGUUAGAAUUAGCGAAUCGUGUUGUGAUCGUGAAACAGACGGCAUUUUUUUCGAUCGGGAAGCGUGAUUGCAUGUUCAGAUUUAUUUUGAUAGUGUCGUAAUGGGUUGUUAGCUAAGGUCGUUUUGGUUACGAGUAGUAAAACGUGAUUGAAGUGACAACUACAGUACAAGCGUGAAAGUGAAUUAUUUCAGCACCCAUCAGAGAUGUAUUCCAAGAACGUGAGGAGGAUCCUGUUGAUUGCUCUAUUGUCGGUUGUCGUUGUUGAUUGUCAGCAAUAUACCAGAGUGAAAUCCGUGUCAUCGUCGGAGCUGAGCAAUAAUGAGAAGAAGACGCCUACAGCUGAUCAAGAAGGAGGCAGAACAGUUGGAUCUACAGGGAUCUCCGCCCGCUCGAUCGACCAGUUCACCAAUGAGGUUCCGGUUUCGGAUAGCAAAAUCAUCAAACUGUCGAUUAUAAAAACAGAGCCACGGGUUAUAUCCGGGUCUCGAGAAGCUCGGAAUUUGGGAUCGUCUGCUGACGCUUCGUUCAAUGCUAUCCGCGGAGGAUUGAACAAUGAAUUGACUAAUGUUGAUCUUAAGAUGCCAGUGGAUUCACCUACAUCCGUUGCAAAAGACAGCUAUGGAAAUCCAGUGACCCCUUACACGGACCUUGCAUCGACUAAUUUGGAAUCGGUUGGCUUUCAGACUGACAUCAACAGGGAAGCUGCUCAGGGUAGUAGUGCUAAUCAUGUAGGAAAUCUCAACUUUAAAGUACCCAGCUAUGCCUCCGGCAUUAUUGAACCUAUAUCGGUGCCAUCAACAAAUUUAAAUAACGGCUUACCGGUUCAAGAUCGACACAUUCCACAUGAUAUAACAACUCCUGCAUCUUCGAGCACAGUUUUUCAAUUUGUACCCAAUGCAAAGUUUCCAACUGUUGAAGAAGGUAAAAUUCUAUUCGCUCAAAAGCCUUUGAAUGGGUUGCUUCCACCACUGUUUCCAGGUGAGAAAACACCGACAUAUAAUGUUGAAGUAGGAACAGAGCGCUCUCCGUUUCUAACAAAAGACCCAUUCAGCAGUUCCAAACCUGAUGCUGCACUAAGACCACCUCAAGAGAAUGCACCAAUCGAUUUUAAUCAAGGUGCUCAAAAACCAUUCCCUUCUUCUACUGGACCAAUUAAAACGCCGCAGAUAAUUCAAGUACCUCCUCAACAGACACCACAAACCUUUCAAAGUCAUUUGAAACCUCAAAUCACAUCACAACCGACGCAAGCUCCAACUCAAAAGUACACAGGAAGCUUUGGAGGAGCACCCGGUUUCCUAGGCAACCAGCAGAAUCUAGGAACUGCUUACAAAUCGACCACCUCCGUACCAUCUAUUAUGCAAAAACCUGUUUCUUUCCAGCCUCCUCUACCUCCAUUCAAUCCUCCGAUUCAAAUACCUACAAUAAUUAAUCAACCUGCUCCCUUCCAACCACCCCCACCACAGCCCACUUUUGUUCAGAAUCCUCAACCCACUAAAGCACCAGGGUCUACAUACACAGGUGGAUUUGGAUUCGCUAAUCAAAAUCCACAGCCGCAGAAACCCCGUCCAACCAUUCAAAGCUUUCCUCAGCAACCUAAUGCACCAGGUGGUUCUGGCUUCAACGUAAUUAGCAACCCGCAACAGGGACAAACACUACCGACGACACAGCGACCGGGUCAGUACGUAGGAAACAAAUUCUCAGGUAGUUUCGGUGGGGCUCCUGGUUUACUGGGUAACCAGAAGCAACCGGGAACACAUGUAAAACCUGACGGUACAAUUUUACCUCCCUCUUCACCGGUACUGGCGGUCAGUAGUUCCCCGGUCGUCAAUGGUCCGGUAGCAACGAAACCAGUCAGUAGUGGCGGUGCCUUUACCGGAAGCUUUGGAGGACCACCUGGAAUACUGCGCCCAUUCGACAACGUGAAGAAUGGUUGAGAGAUCAAUAGACUCGGGAGCGCUAUGUCUUUUGAGGUUACCAUGAUAGUAUUUUUGAGAAGACGUGAAUGAAAUUAACUUCUCGAUCGAUUUGAUGUUGAAUAGAAUAAGAAGGGUUAAGACUUUCGAAUGAUGCGUCGAAACCAAGCUGCAUUUUUAUUGACUAAUUUAAAAUCAAAUUGAUUAAAAUAAAUUAUUUCUAGAUUAAGCUUA
Malaya genurostris is the source of this 2183-nucleotide messenger RNA. RefSeq lists its product as uncharacterized. NCBI's taxonomy places the organism in Eukaryota, Metazoa, Arthropoda, Insecta, Diptera, Culicidae. The record is from RefSeq and is a predicted model, not a curated record. The transcript is spliced from 3 exons. Bases 240 to 1970 code for a protein of 576 amino acids.